This is a messenger RNA of Carassius carassius (crucian carp), 1235 nucleotides long. RefSeq names its product schwannomin-interacting protein 1-like. Bases 124 to 900 code for a protein of 258 amino acids. Gene Ontology annotation, cellular component: plasma membrane; cell junction. Gene Ontology annotation, biological process: positive regulation of hippo signaling. The record is from RefSeq and is a predicted model, not a curated record. The transcript is spliced from 7 exons. Lineage: Eukaryota; Metazoa; Chordata; Actinopteri; Cypriniformes; Cyprinidae.
CUUUGCUUGUGUUCUUUUCCUCCUCCCUCUUCCUUUCGUGUGUGUGAUGCUGGUCUCAAGGGUGUAGCUCACACACUGCAGUAGAAGGUAGGGCUUGGCUGCUGCAAUACAAUGAGCUGAAAGAUGGUGCACCAGGAAAAAUGUGUUUACCAGGCCCAGAGGAAUGAGAGGGAGUCCAUUAGGCAGAAGCUGGCCCUUGGCAGUUUCUAUGACGACGGACCGGUUACCUUUACUGGCUGCAGCAAGAGCAGCAAAAACUGCCUGUCCUCACGGCUUCAGAAUGGGGUGAAUCUACAGAUAUGCUUUGUGAAUGACAGCAGCAGUGACAGGGACAGUGAUGUAGAGGACAGCAGAACAGAGACCAGCUUGGACACCCCAUUGUCACCUAUGAGUAAACAGAGUUCCUCACUCUCUGACCGGGAUACAGGAGAGGAAGACCUGGACUCAGAGGAUUCAGAAUUCUGGCGGCUACAGCGGCGGCUGCAGGAGGAGGCCCGUGUGGCACUGGCGUUGGCCCGUCCCAUGGCCCGCAUGCAGGUGGAGGUGGAGAGACAGAUUCAGCUACACCGCAGGUCCCCUGUGGCAGACCUGUUACCACAUCUGCCACACAUCAGUGAGAGCCUAUUGAAGAGAAAUCUGAGGCCUGUGGACUUGAGGGACAUGAGUCUUGGACAGUUACAGGUCAUCACCAAUGACCUACACUCUCAGAUACAAGGUCUGAAUGAGGAACUGGUUCAGCUGUUGCUCAUGAGAGAUGAACUGCACAUGGAACAGGAUGCCAUGCUGGUAGAUGUGGAGGAUCUAACCAGGCAUGCACAUAGCCAGCAGAGGCACAUGAUGGAGAAGUCCCUAGCCAAAGCCAAAGCAGCUUGCCAUGGUCGCUGUGGUUCUCCAUUUUGAGUCAAACAGCAGGGUCCAACCGCUUGUUUCACUAUACAAUGAAGCAGUGUACUCACGAUAGAUCCUUUUUAUAGAUGUGUGUUUUUGCCUAUGUUCCAAGCUUUGUGUGGAUGUAUGUUACUUAUACAUGCUGUACGUGUUCAUGCAUGCCCGCACCUUAGCUGGGGGUUACACACUCCUCUGAGAAAAUCCUGUUGAUCCUUUAUUAUGUAUAAAUAAAAAAAGAAUCAUCAAUCACUGACAGGCUGGAUCUUCUCCCGUGCAAAAUAUCUGCUGGUUUCAUCAUACUGAAUAGACCAUAAUAGGAAACAACUCUAGUAGAAGGCUGGUUCACC